AUGAUCUCUUAUACUCCUUCUCUGUUUCACUUCCACUACAUCCUACUGCAUCUCUGCCUCGUCAUCACCUUCACUGCUGGACAGUUCAAUGGACAGGCGUCAGAGACGGAUCUCUGGUGUGUGGCCAAGAACAACGCAGAAGAUUCGUCUCUUCAAGCAGCUAUUGACUGGGCUUGUGGUCCAGGAGGCACCGACUGCUCCGGGAUCCAGCAAGGCGGACCUUGCUAUGAUCCGUCUGAUAUCUUGAAGAUGGCGUCGUAUGUUUUCAAUAACUAUUAUCUGAAGAAUGGUCCCGAAGAUGAAGCUUGUAACUUUAGUAACAAUGCGGCUGUUACUUCCCUUAACCCCAUCUUAUGUUGCAGUAAGCAAGUGAGCAAUGGCAAUAUAGUGGCUGCAACCACAUCAACGCAGGGAACAAGUGCACAAGAAUCCUCAGAUUUUAGCGGAGCAAGACGGAUCUUUACCAGUAGCUGGUCGUUACCCUUCAUCAUUCUAGGCUUUAUUAUGAUCAUCAAUCAUCACUUUUAG
Messenger RNA from Eruca vesicaria subsp. sativa (arugula), 528 nucleotides. Lineage: Eukaryota; Viridiplantae; Streptophyta; Magnoliopsida; Brassicales; Brassicaceae. The record is from the annotation of a GenBank genome assembly.